Molecule: messenger RNA, 1125 nt
Organism: Phaeodactylum tricornutum CCAP 1055/1
Lineage: Eukaryota; Bacillariophyta; Bacillariophyceae; Surirellales; Neidiaceae
Exons: 2
Coding region: 1-1125 (374 amino acids)
Source: RefSeq, a predicted model, not a curated record
AUGCAGUCUUUUCCUACGGGACGUGUCUUUUUCCAUUUUGCAAUGGUCUCGUCGACACGCAUUCGGGAAAAUUCAAGCCGAGAGUCGUCCAUGGGAAACUUUGUUGUUUGGAUCACUGCGUACGAUCUCGGGGAGUGUGAGGCCGAACCAUCCGGGACCGGACCCCUCCUCUCACUCAUUGUGCGCCUUUGUGCGAAAACGUCACGUCGGACCUUCCGAGUUUUCGGAGCGGCGAUCAAGGUUCGGGAUUCGGACUCCUUCGGCCACGUUUCUCGAGUCACCCGUCUAAUUGUUCCAAGCGGAAGCAACUUUGGUGAACCUGUCGGAACGGGGACACCGUCAUCCAGUCGAGGAAUAUCGUUGUGCGAAAUGAUCGCACCCGGACUUGCUUGGGUCUGCGCCUUGGCGGCUUCCUCCUUGGUGGUGCAGUACGUAGUCAAGCCCCGACUGCCCGUGUAUACGAUUGCCGUCCGUGGAUUGCCGUUACCCCAGUGGAUACAGGGGCAACUACAAACCCGGCUCACUACGCAGAUUUCGUUGCACAACGACAAUUUUGUACAAAUUGACGUGUACGCACUCUCCUUCGACCUGUUUUACAUGGACUGGGAUGGACAGCUUGCGCACAUUGGAAACGUACGAGACCAAAAUCAGGUAGUCAUGCGGUCAAACGCAACCAAGACAUUGUCCGAGCCGGUAUGGAGAAUACUUCCCCGACACGAUUUUAGUAUUACGGAUUACUUGUAUUCCACUGUCCAUCCGUGGCCGAUCGUCAAGACCUUGUCGCGGCUGCUCUGGAGUGUCUGGCAAGGUAGUGGAUCCCUGCUCUUGCCCACCACGGGGGUCGCUCAUAUCAAGGCUUCCAAAGCGGCUCCCGUCACGGUCACGAUCGUUUGUGACAAUCGUGUCGACGUUUUUUCCCUACACGUGUAUGGUCUGGAUUGCGUACUCAAGGAUCUCAAGCCGGGAUGGACCAAUUUGACUCUGACCGCCGCAACGUUACGAUCGUACGCCUUGAAAUCGCUGCAGGGAAACGCCCCGGGCGGAGUCUUACCACAUCCGCAAAGACUGUCCUGGAAUCAAAUCGUCAAUCGCGUCGCCGUGGAAGAGAUACUGCAGCAUCCCUAG